AUGCAGACAAGCUCUGAAUUUGCCUGUUCUCUCCUUGAUAUGGAGUUGUGUUCGCGCUGUGUUUGGGAAUUCGAGCCAGCUGUUUUUAGCUCACUAAUGUAUGUGUCUUAUCUUGUUUUAGAAUUAGAGCAGGCGCCACCUUACCUCCAACAGGAGUUCAAGAUCAUAAGGGAUCUUGACCAAAAAGUUCAGGAUAUUACAAGUGAAGCGCAGACGAAAACAGACGAACUUUUGCGCAUUGCAAAAGAUCUACCCAGAGAAGAACGAGUUAGACGCCUAAAUGAGAUACAACGCCUUUUUCAGACAGCCGAAGAAAUAUGUAAUGACAAAGUUUCCAGGGCUGAAAGCAUAUACGAGCUUGUGGAUAGACAAAUUCAGCGUCUUGAUGCCGAUAUGAUUGAGUUUAAAAAAUCCUCCGUCCUAAAAGAAAUGAAGAUGCGAAACAAGACUGGCGUUAGCGUCCCUUCAAGGUUAGCGAGUUCCUACACUGUUCAUCACGUUUGGCGCUUCUUAAGCGUAAUCUUGAACUUUAGAAUGCCUGCUUCGGCAGCUCUUGCUCUAGCUUUGACAAAUAACCCUGGUGAUGUCCUCGAUAUGCCAAUCGACCCAAAUGAACCAACCUACUGCACUUGUAAGCAGGUGUCCUAUGGAGAAAUGGUUGCUUGCGACAACCGAGAUUGCCCCAUCGAAUGGUUCCAUUUCGGUUGUGUUGGUCUUACAGCUAAGCCUCGGGGCCAGUGGUUUUGUCCGCAGUGCUCCGCCCUUCGAAAUGACGGCAAAUGA
Molecule: messenger RNA, 783 nt
Organism: Hydatigera taeniaeformis
Lineage: Eukaryota; Metazoa; Platyhelminthes; Cestoda; Cyclophyllidea; Taeniidae
Source: the annotation of a GenBank genome assembly